Amborella trichopoda is the source of this 1347-nucleotide messenger RNA. RefSeq names its product nodulin MtN21 /EamA-like transporter family protein (gene UMAMIT21). Gene Ontology annotation, molecular function: transmembrane transporter activity. The record is from RefSeq and is a predicted model, not a curated record. Lineage: Eukaryota; Viridiplantae; Streptophyta; Magnoliopsida; Amborellales; Amborellaceae. Gene Ontology annotation, cellular component: membrane.
UCUUUCGACUAUGAUUUUCCUAUUUUGUUGAGUUUGGAGAAAAUCACAAGUAUGGUGCCUUUUUGUUCUCUGGAGGCCUUGGAGAGAAAGAAACCUUACGUGGCCAUGCUAUUUGUACAAUGCAUAUAUGCAGGGAUGACUUUAUUCUCAAAAGUUGCUUUGGAUGUGGGUAUGAAUCAAUAUGUGUUUGUUGCGUAUAGGCAGGCCACCGCCACCAUCUUCUUGGCCCCCUUUGCUUACUUUCUCGAAAGGAAGAAGGUUCCUCAAUUAUCAUUCACAGUGCUCCUGAAGAUAUUCUUCGUUUCUUUUUUUGGGAUAACCUCGAGUUUAAACAUAUACUGCAUUGGACUAAAAUACACUUCGGCAACGCUUGCCAGUGCAACUACGAACUCAGUACCGGUCAUGACCUUUUUGUUGGCUCUCCUCUUUCGAGUGGAGAGUGUACACAUUAGGAGCCUACGGGGACUGGCAAAGGUGAUAGGUGUUAUGGUGUGCAUGGGAGGAGCCUUAAUAAUUGCAUUAUACAAAGGCCCUCCUUUAAAUCAACAUCAUCUCACUCUUGGAGAGACCCACACGGUUGCCUCUCAUAUUGAUGUUGCUUCUGGUAGAGAUUGGAUAAAGGGCACUUUUCUUUUGCUUGCUGCCAAUGCGACAUGGUCUUUGUGGCUUGUAUUGCAGGGUCCUCUUGUUAUGAGUUGUGGUUCAAAUUUACUGUUGACAACGCUGCAAUGUCUCUUUAGUUCUCUUCAAUCUGCACUUGUGGCGCUUGCCCUUGAGAGGAGCCCCAACUCCUGGAAACUCGGAUGGGACCUUAAACUCAUCUCUGUGGCUUACUGCGGGAUCGUGGUCACGGGGAUAUCUUUCUGGCUACAAGUGUGGUGUAUAGAGAAGAAAGGUCCUGUCUUCAUGGCCAUGUUUACUCCACUUGCUCUUCUCAUAACUGCUAUUUUUUCCACCAUCGUAUGGAGUCAGCUUAUUUAUUUGGGAAGCGUAUUGGGAGGAGCUUUGCUAAUAAUCGGACUCUACUUCGUUCUGUGGGGAAAGAGCAAAGAGGAAAAAGUGCCUGUGGAUUUCAAUGAAACGGUUUGAGAAACAAAGAGAAAGAAGCAUUGAUUAUGUGAUUCAAAGAUUAAGCUUGUGUACUAGGAAAAAGCCACUACUUAAAACCUCUUCUAGUUCCUAUAUUUAUACGGUAAAUUUCACAAUGAUUCACGAGAUUAAGCUUGUGUACUAGGAAAAAGCCACUUUACUUGGACCUCUUAUUGUCCCUAUAUUUAAACUGUAAUUAGCCACUUUACUUAGACCUCUUAUAGUCCCUAUAUUUAAACUGUAAUUAGCCGACCCUAG